UCUAACCGCAAUGUCUGCGAAAAAAGCUUUAGGAGCUAAAACUGGAAAAGCUGCUAAACAGUUCGUAAAAAAGUCAGCACCCUCUACUUACCUUCAAACUUUUAUUCGUGCAGGCCAAGCUGCAGCAGCUCCACCACUUGGCCCAAGUUUAGGAUCGAGAAACAUCCAGAUUGGUCCAUUCUGCAAACAGUUUAAUGAGCAAACUAAAGACAUCCAGCCUGGUAUACCAUUACCAACAUUUGUAAAUUUAAAUCCGGACAGAAGUGUGACAAUAAAGCACAACAAGCCUCCGGUCACCUACUUCCUGAAGAAAGCAGCCGGAGCAAGGAAAGGGGCAUUAUAUGCAAAUGAGGUUGCAGGCAAGGUGACUCUAAAACACAUCUACGAGAUUGCAAAGAUCAAAAUACAGGACCACGGUAACCGAGCAAUGACUUUGGAAGAUAUGUGUAAAGCUAUCAUUGCCACAGCGCAUUCCGUGGGUAUACAAGUGGUCAGCCAUCUAGAUUCAAAGGAAUACCAGGAGUUUUUACGGGAAAGAGAGUUGAGAAUAGAAGAGCAUGAAGCAAAGUUGGAGGAGAUAAGACAAUCAAAAUUGUUACGUUUGUAGAUUAUUUUAUAAGUGCUUCAUGGAUACUGUUUUAAUAAAAAAUAUGCAACACAAAUUGAAUUAUGUUCCUUUAGAGCUGUCAUGUCUAUAAGACAUGCCCUACUAUUCAAAUAGAGGUUGUUAACUUAUAUGACAUAUUGUGAUGAAAAAUCAUGAUGAAAAUUAUACAUGCAUACCUUAAUGUACAUGUAAACACCUAAGGUUGGCUUAUACAGACUUCAGCUUUUGUAAAUAUCAAUUAUUAGCCAUGAAAUGAUGCCAUACAAGUCAAAUGUUGCAUUUUCAAAAUCCUACUCUGGCUGUAGCAAUUGUCCUUUUGUGCCUCUUGGUGGUUUGGGAAAAUAGGGUUUUAAUCGUGUGUCAAAAAAAUCAGUCAAUGAAACACAAGAUGAAGCCAUGGUUAUUUUUAUAAAAAAAACAGCUGCCUUUUAUUGUCCUUGUCUGUUGGCUCGUCACAAAAUCUUGUAUUGCGUGUACCUCUAAAAGUAUAUUAGCCUGUGUUGGAAACUUGACAGGAAUAUAAAGCAGCACUAUGAACAUGUACACCUGGGGUGUUGUGUGCCUCAUGCAAUUUUGUGUCAUAACCCGUGUGUGAAUCUUCAAGUAAGAAAGCCAGUUAUGAAACUCCAGGAUAUUUAACUAUUAUGUGAAGUUGUGCUUCUUGGGUAUAAUAUAGAUUAUAGCAGAAAGAGAAGAAUUAUGGCCCUUGAUAAGUUAAUAAAAAUCCUAAAAAAGCAUGGAAUCUUGUCAGCUUUAUUUCAACUAGUCUUAAAUCUUAACCAGCAUGUGAAGCUGUGCAUGUUAGUAGCUGCCUUGCAGAGCUAUGACCCUCAACAAAAUUUAAAUUUGGCAAAUAGGGCAUGCAAUUAAGGGUUACAAUGUCUGCUUGUGAUGGGUCAAGGUCGCUGUAACUAAAAUUGAGGAGAGUUUUUAUUACUCCAUUUCUGUACUUCAAUGUAAACUGCGUGAUAAAAUAUGGAGUGAAGGUAUAUUUCUAGGGGGAGAGUUUGGCAUUCCCUUUUUAUGACCCUACUCUUUUGUUGAGAAAAUGGUAAUUUUGAUAGACAUUUAUCAACUAUAUAUUUAUGGGAACUAAUGGCACUUGCUAUCUUCACCAAGGUGGGGGCAUGUCAAAAUAUUUUGUUAUACAAAAAGCCCAAGAACUUCUUGUCCAUUUUUCACUAAGUCAAGAGAAAUCACUUGUCUAACACUGCAUAUAAAAGAUAUAUUCAUAUAUAUAUGUGCACCUUCCAACCACAAACAACAUAGUACUACCUUCAAUUUGCAUUAGCCUAGGCUUGGAAAAAUACUUAAGAAGAAAUUGGAGAUCUUAGCCAUUUAUUGUAACAAAAAAAAGGCCAAAAACUGGACUCAACAGCAUGAUUUCUGCAUGAAAGAUUGAGCAAACUACCAAGUGCUAACAAUAAACCUAUAAAAUUUCAGGACUCCAAAUCAAAAACAUUGCAACACAAUAAUACAUUGCUACACAAUCUUUUUAAUGUGUCUUUUUUUACCAGUUCAAGGACCAUAACCAGAUUAAAUGUAAAGCCAAGCCAAAUGAGCACAGUCACAUCCUGAAUAGCAUUCCUAUGAUGUAUCAAAUACUUGUGAAGAUUAAUUAUGUGUGCAACAAACUUAAAACAGACUGAUAAACAAGAACUUAACUA
This is a messenger RNA of Mya arenaria, 2274 nucleotides long. RefSeq names its product 39S ribosomal protein L11, mitochondrial-like. Gene Ontology annotation, molecular function: large ribosomal subunit rRNA binding; structural constituent of ribosome. The coding region runs from base 11 to 607 and encodes 198 amino acids. Gene Ontology annotation, cellular component: mitochondrial large ribosomal subunit; ribosome. Gene Ontology annotation, biological process: translation. NCBI's taxonomy places the organism in Eukaryota, Metazoa, Mollusca, Bivalvia, Myida, Myidae. The record is from RefSeq and is a predicted model, not a curated record. The transcript has 4 exons.